CUCGCGGGUUGCUGUUUGAUGCGCGCGCGGAGCAUACAUCGCUAGGGCUCGGCUUCCCCGGUUGAGUCUGCCCGCGCGGUCCCCCAGGCGGGGGCCGGGGGCGCCCUGAGCUGCCGGGGGUCGCGUGCUCCCGGGAUUCAGAGCUGCAGAUCUCGGAUGUACCGCGCGCCACAGGUGCCCAAGCGUCCCCGCAAAGGAGUCCAGGCCUGGGGGAAGGGGGCGCUGUGGGUUGCGGCCGACGUCAGCCAGCCAAGAUGCUCAGAAUGGACAUAAUGGAAGCUACCUCACAGGACUGCUGAGAAGACUAAAUGAGACAAUGCUUGUAGAGCUCUUUGCAGGAGGGAGACCUGGAGGCAGGGACUGGCAGGCGGAGCACACCUGCUGUCACCCAGGACCAUGAACAGCGUGAAGACCCCGGUGGAGCUGGCCGUCAGUGGGAUGCAGACCCUCCACGUUCAGCACCGCUGCCGGGGCAGCUGCCGGGUCAAGGUUAGGCCGUCAUACGUGGAUGAGACUUUGUUUGGCAGUCCUGCAGGCACCCAGCCCACACCACCAGUCUUUGACCCACCCUGGAUGAGGAAGGUCAGCAGAACCAGAGGAGUGGGUACAGGGGCGUCACAGCCCUCAGGGGCCAACGGGAGCUGUGAGACUACCUCCUCCAGGGACAAGACCCUGACCCUCGCACCAAGGAAGAAGAACAAAUACAGACUGAUUGGCCACACUCCUUCUUACUGCGAUGAGUCACUCUUUGGCUCCCGACCUGAGGGCGCCGGCUGGGAGGCCCCGUGGAUGGCGAAGGGGGAUGCUGCAAAGCUCCAUGCCGUCUUCUGGACACCCCCAGCUACCCCUAGGGGCAGCCACUCACCCCGCCCCAGGGAGACUCCAGUGCGAGCCAUUCACCCAGCUGGUCCCUCGAAGACAGAGCGCAGGGUGGUGGCAGACUCCCGGAGGUUGUCCGUGGAUGGGUUAGACUCUCCACGCCCUCCGAGACGGGAGCGUUCCUAUUCCCUCACCCACCUUAAUGUCCCCAGCACAAGUCACCCACCCACCAGUACCCCCUGCACAAAUGGGCCUCGAGAUCCCAGACCUUCCCCGUCAGGAGUGACCUUCCGGAGCCCCCUGGUGACUCCCAGGGCUCAUUCAGUCAGUGUUUCAGUGCCAGUUACCCCCCGACGAGGCGGAGCCACCCAGAAACCAAAGCCACCUUGGAAAUGAAUUUCUUGGUCUUUUCUGCAGGUUUGCCCAUGGGGUCACAGCAAAGGGCAGAGUUUCAGAGGAUGGCACUGGUGGGCGGGCCUUUGGGGAGACCACCAGGCAUUGGCAAAGCACUCCUGGGGGCAGACAGAGCGAGGGUGGGCAGUGCCGCCCUUUCUUCUGACAACCUCCGGUUGCUCCCUGCUUUUGCCACUGAUGUGGAUAUGAGGGCCGCCUCUUGAGAUCCCUGUCUCAAGUUCUGUCAUAGCCACGCAGCAUAUCAGUGCCAACCCAGGGGUGUCCCCCGGGAGGGUCCCCCCACCCCCUCCAUCACACCCACAACAUUGUCUCGCCACCAAGUGUGAAUAAAUCGUAUGAUCGCCAACCCGGAGGGUUCCUUCUCCCUCCCUUCAAGCCAAGCUCCUGCUUAGGAUGAGUUUCCAGCUGAGUCUGGACGCCUCAGGAAUUUUCCCAGGCACAGUAUGUGGACCAGCAGGGAACACAAGGUGAUAUGUAGGUGGACAUUUAAAAUUUUAAUAGUCAUGUAUUUAUUUUCGUGUAUUAAAUAUAUCAGUAGCUCA
Molecule: messenger RNA, 1775 nt
Organism: Eubalaena glacialis (North Atlantic right whale)
Lineage: Eukaryota; Metazoa; Chordata; Mammalia; Artiodactyla; Balaenidae
Gene: RITA1
Product: RBPJ interacting and tubulin associated 1
Exons: 4
Coding region: 397-1215 (272 amino acids)
Biological process (GO): negative regulation of Notch signaling pathway; nuclear export; Notch signaling pathway
Cellular component (GO): nucleus; cytoplasm
Molecular function (GO): tubulin binding
Source: RefSeq, a predicted model, not a curated record